AUGAGCUACCCACUGGACCACCUCUACGGCCACGGCUCCUACCGCAGGGCACCACCGGGCCUCUCUGCCCGGCCUGCCGCUUCUCUCUCCUCCUCCGGCUUCCACUCCCAGACCUGGACGACCUCUCAGCGCCGCCGCCAGGUCUACAGCCAGACACCCUCCGCCGACAGCUUGGAGAUCUUUAACGGCGACAUGACUCGGAGGAACGAGAAGGAGAUUCUGCAGACACUCAAUGACCGUUUCGCCGGCUACAUCGACAAGGUGCGUAACCUCGAGCUGAUGAACUCGAAUCUGGAGCAGGAAGCGGCUGCGCUGCGACAGAGCCAGACCGGGCGCGCUACCGUGGGAGAGCACUAUGAGCGCGAGCUGGGGAACCUGAGGGGUCUGGUUCAGCAGCUGACCGGGGAGAAGGCACGCGCACUCUUGGAGCAAGACCACCUGGAAGAGGAUAUCCAGCAUGUGCGGACCAGGCUCGAGGACGAGGCACGCAGCAGGGAGGAGCUGGAAGCCAAGGCACGCCUCGUGAACAAGUAUGUGGAUGAGUCUGGGCUCGCACGGCUAGAGCUGGACAAGAAGCUGAGCGCGCUGCAGGAAGAAGCCGCGUUCCUGAAGAAGAACCACGAGGAGGAGGUGGCGGAGCUGCUAGCACAGAUCCAGGGUGCACAGGUGAACUUCGAGGCUCGAGACACAAUCAAGGCGGACGUCACGAACGCCCUGCGGGAGAUCCGCGCUCAGCUUGAUGGACACGCGACCAAGAGCGCAACGCACGCGGAGGAAUGGUUCCAAGUGCGUAUGGAGCGGUUGGCAGAUGCAGCUCACUCUAACACAGAUGCGAUCCGUGGUGCCCAGGAUGAGAUAGCAGAGUACAGACGGCAGCUGCAGAGCCGCACCAUCGAACUGGAGACCCUCAGAGGAACCAAGGACUCCCUGGAGAGACAAUGCAUGGAGACUGAGGACAGACACCAUGGAGAUAUCCACUCACUACAGGAGACCAUUCGUCAGCUGGACGGUGAACUGAAGAGUACUAAGUGGGAGAUGGCCAGUCAGCUGAGAGAAUACCAGGAGCUGCUGAACGUCAAGAUGGCUCUGGACAUAGAGAUAGCAGCCUACAGGAAGUUGCUGGAAGGGGAGGAGACUCGGUUCAUACCUGGGCCAAGCCUGUACUCCUACUCCUCUGCCCACCUGAAGCUGAAGGGGGAGGAGCUCUCAGACACAGUCAUACUGGAGGAACAGACGGAUGAGACACAGGUCACUGAGGUGACAGAGGAAGCAGAAGAUGAGGAAGAGGAAAAGGGAGAGGGAGAAGAGACAGAAAAGGUAGAAGAGAAGGAGGAAGAGGAAGAGGGAGAAAAGGAGGAGGAAGAGGAUGAGACCAAAGCUGAGGCAGAAGAGGGAGAAGGAAAAGGAGUUGAGGAUAAGGGGGGAGAGGAAGAGGAGGCAGGUGAGGAGAAAGAGGAAGAGAAGUCUAAGUCACCUGAGAAGGCUGCUUCUUCUCCAUCCAAAUCUCCCCCCAAAACCCCCCAGCCCAAAUCUCCUGCCCCCAAAUCACCUGAACCAAAAUCACCCCAAGCUAAAUCUCCCCUCCCUAAAUCACCUGCCAAAUCUCCCGCCCCCAAAUCACCUGAAUCCAAAUCACCCCAAGCCAAAUCUCCCCUCCCCAAAUCACCUGCCAAAUCUCCCGCCCCCAAAUCACCUGAAUCCAAAUCACCCCAAGCCAAAUCUCCCCUCCCCAAAUCACCUGCCAAAUCUCCCACCCUCAAAUCACCUGAAUCCAAAUCACCCCAAGAUAAAUCUCCCCUCCCCAAAUCACCUGCCAAAUCUCCCGCCCCCAAAUCUCCCACAGCUGUCAAAUCACCAACAUCUACAUCUCCCCCCAGCAAAUCCCCAGAGUCUAAGUCUCCCCCUCCCAAAUCCCCCCUCCCAAAGUCUCCUGAACCCAAGUCCCCCAUCCAGGAGAAGGCCAAGCCCCCUGCAGAAGACAAACUGGCCAAGCAGGAGAAGAAAGAGAAGGAACAACCCCAGCCUGUAAAGGAGGAAAAGAAACAAGAGCCAGAACCCAAGGAGAAAGAGAAGAGUGAGAGCCAACCUAAAGAGGAGAAGGUUGAUGAGAAGACAGAAAAACCAGAUCCCAAGGAGAGCAAGCCAGAGGAGAAUCCCAAGAAGACUGAGACCCCAACACCUGCCCCCCCUGCUGCCACCCCGGCCAAGCCUGCAGAGGAAAAGCCCGCCCCCGUCAAGGAGAGCCACGGCCCUGCUAAGAAAGAAGAGGAGAAACAAGCCAAAACAGUUGACACACCCCAGGUAGAGGUGAAGCCUGCCCCCAAAGAAUCACCACAGGAAACAGAGAGCACAAAGGAGGAGAAGAAAGCAGAGCCCAAAGAGGAGGUGAAGAAGGAAGACAAGAAGGAGGCCUCUAAAGCAUCCGACAGUAAAGAGGCAAAGGAUACGAAGGAGGUAGGGAAGGCAGAGAAGGCCAAGAAAUCUUCUAGCACUGAAGUCAAAGACGAGAAAUCUUCUAGCACUGAGGUCAAAGACGAGAAAUCUUCUAGCACUGAGGUCAAAGACGAAAAAUCUUCUAGCACUGAGGUCAAAGACGAAAAAUCUUCUAGCACUGAGGUCAAAGACGAGAAAUCUUCUAGCACGGAGGUCAAAGACGAGAAAUCUUCUAGCACUGAGGUCAAAGACGAGAAAUCUUCUAGCACUGAGGUCAAAGACGAGAAAUCUUCUAGCACUGAGGUCAAAGACGAGAAAUCUUCUAGCACUGAAGUCAAAGACGAGAAAUCUUCUAGCACUGAGGUCAAAGAUGAGAAAUCUUCUAGCACUGAGGUCAAAGACGAGAAAUCUUCUAGCACUGAGGUCAAAGACGAGAAAGCCAAGAAGUGAGUCACUAACACACUGCGUAUGAGCCAGAAGAGAGAGAGAGACGCCAAAGAACUAUCGGGGCGGGAUGGGAGGGGGGAAGGGACGCUACUGAAGCCCUGAGCAGCCUUUGUAAAGGGAAGCCAGAGCAUAGCAGAGCAGAGCAGAAGACAAACAGUAAACAAACAGAGCAAUAGCUUUUCUCUAGUUACUAUCCCCCAGGUACUCAACCCUGAUAUGAUGCUUCUUCUAAUCUAUGACUGUAGUGAAUGCAGAAUGCUCUAAACUCUAUCUGAAUUGUGUCUAUCUGACUGCCCAUCAUAAAUAACAAGUGCAUUAAAACAGCAGCAUCGCCUUGGCUGGGAGCACAGCACAGGGCCAUGCACCUUCUGAAGCCUUCAAGGGUAGCGAUGUCAACAAAUGUCUAUAAAAGAUUGUGACAGAUGAAUAUAUUGUACUGUAUGUGUAUAUUUAUGAAGAUAUAAAUGCGUAUAUUAUAUUAACAACUAUAAAAAGCAGAGAAAGACUACAAACCUGCUCAUUGUGCAUCUUAAACAGCUCCCUGUCUGAUGGUUGUGCUGACUCACUGUGCUGUGGUCAGUAAUGAUACCUAGGCCAGUGAGGAGAACUCUGAAGUCAGGGAUGACUGUGCUAUGUAUAAACUGCUGAGAGUAUGCAAUACAAACUGAUGAACUAAUAAAGGUUAAAACCGAAA
Messenger RNA from Salvelinus fontinalis (brook trout), 3574 nucleotides. Its product is annotated as neurofilament heavy polypeptide-like. The coding region runs from base 1 to 2883 and encodes 960 amino acids. Lineage: Eukaryota; Metazoa; Chordata; Actinopteri; Salmoniformes; Salmonidae. Gene Ontology annotation, biological process: axon development. The record is from RefSeq and is a predicted model, not a curated record. Gene Ontology annotation, molecular function: structural constituent of postsynaptic intermediate filament cytoskeleton. The transcript is spliced from 4 exons. Gene Ontology annotation, cellular component: axon; neurofilament.